Penicillium nucicola is the source of this 6150-nucleotide messenger RNA. RefSeq names its product COPII coat assembly protein SEC16 (gene sec16). Bases 1 to 6150 code for a protein of 2049 amino acids. Lineage: Eukaryota; Fungi; Ascomycota; Eurotiomycetes; Eurotiales; Aspergillaceae. Gene Ontology annotation, biological process: autophagy; COPII vesicle coat assembly; Golgi organization. The transcript has 3 exons. The record is from RefSeq and is a predicted model, not a curated record. Gene Ontology annotation, cellular component: ER to Golgi transport vesicle membrane; endoplasmic reticulum exit site.
AUGGCACCCCAACCCUCCGAGAACGACCAGGGCUCUUGGAACCCGGCGUUAUUGCCCGAGGACAGUCAAGGCACUUAUCCGAGCGCCUCGCCCGAGAGUGGCUUAGCCAUCGCGCACGAUUCGAAAGAGACGGCACUGACCGACGCGAAAUCGCCACAAAGCGACGAGGAUUUUUCUGCUUGGGAAAUGUCUGAUGAGUUAAGCACCGCGCAGCCCCAAUACACAAACAUGGACGUGAUGGUGAACAUGUCCCCAGGGGUGGACAUGCCCCCAUCUUUGGAUAUUCCUACCAUCGAAACACAGGCAUCGGAUAUUACAAGCCCCGUUGCAGUGGAACAUGAAACUGCCUCAGAAUCAGCCUUUGUGCUGGAGGCCAUGUCUUCCACGAAUGAGCAAACUGUCGAACAUGCCCCCGAAUCGGUACCUGCGGGAAGUAAUGAUAACAAGGAGGAGAUCUCCGAGGAUCAAACAGCAACACGAAAUGAAGCACAUAAUGCGGAUACAGAGGACCCAUGGGGUUUGAUGGAGGAGGAAACGACUACUUCGCUACCCAGUGCAGAGGAGGUCACGCCUUCGACUGGAAUCCCGCUUGCGAGUUCCCAACCUACAAUCGCCGCUCAGCUCGAAGAAAACCACGAACCAAAGUUUGUUGCAGAAACUGUACUCCGACCUCAUGAGCAGAUCGUGGCUUCUGGGUCCACUUCCGGGGGAAACAAUGAGGUCUUGUCGACUACGGAGGACCUGCCAUCGUCCGAGAAUGCCCAAGCCAACAUUCAACCCGAGACUCCUGACCUCCAGCAGAACGCGGUUGCUGAGGCCUUAUCUGAGGCAAGUAAUGAACUGUUGCCCGCCACCGAGUACUUGACAUCAUCCGAGAAUGCGCAAACCAGCGUUGAACCCGAGAUUGUCGAGGUUGAGUCCGCCUUUGAACCGAUUGACGACUCUUUCCCCAGCAAUGAGGAUCUGCCAUUGGCCAAUAAUGCGCAAACCAACCUUCGAUACGAUACUGUUGAAAACCAACAGGACGCGGUCAUGGAGCCCUCAUUUGGGCCAAGUAAUGACCUGUCGUCUACCGCCGAGAACCUGCCAUUAUUUGAGAAUGCGCAAGCCAGGAUUCAACCCCAGACUGUGGUCCACCCAACUUCUGCUCCCAACGACGUCCAGUUGACUCAACAGCCAGCCAACCCAGAAACCCCUACCGAUGCCCAAAGCCCUUGGGCCCAGGAAAUGAGCCGUGAGGUUGACUCAGAGGACGAUAGUUUCUUCAACCAACUCAACACCCAGACAAAGCCAAUAUUCUCUCCUCCACAGGCAGAGGCGAGGUUUGAGGAAGGCCUUCCGCUAUUGGAUCAAUCUCCAGCUUCAACAGAACCGGUACAGCUAGAGAAAUCAAUUGCGGAUGUUUUUUCUAAUGAUGGCGACGGAGAGGACUUCUUCGGUUCUUUAGGAUCUCAAGAAAAAUCCCAAAACGUGAACGAAAAGCUCCAAGAAAAUCUUCAUGAUAGCCUCCAGGAAAGCCUCCAGGAGAACCCGCAGCAGGACCUUCAACAUGCCCCUCAACGAACCCCUCAGGAAAGCCUUCAAGGAAGCCUCCUGGAAACUCUCCAGGAUAAGCCCCACCUGCGCAGGAAGAGUACCCCUCAGGUACUGGAGUCAUUUGGAUUCGACAUCGACUCCCCAGUGAGCGAUAACUCAGCAGCGGCGCAGUUUGACGAAAUUCUGAAGGAUGCGUCAUCUGGACCGCCAGCUCCAGCCGAACCUUCGGAGGAAGAGUUAGCCGCCAGGUGGGAGGCCGAGUUGGGUGACGAACCAGACGAUGACUUGGCAGCUCGUUGGGAGGCGGCAUUGGAUGAUGACGAUAUCUUGCUCGAGAACAAUUCUAUCCCGCCUGCCCUUGAAUUGCCCGUUGAACAGCCACCAGUACAACCGGCCCGCAAUGGAGUUCCAGUUGAAUUGAACAGUCCGUUCCAAGCCCCUCAUAACCGCGCCCAGCCCUUGCCUGUGCCUGGCGUAUAUACACCUCACCAACCGUCAACAGCAGAUCUUUUGCAAGGAAUACCCGGGACUGCACCCCCAACCAGUGCAGCUAUGCCGUCAUACUUUUCCCAGCAGCCUCAGAACCCAGUGACAACCAGAGGGGAGAGUUUUGCUGAACGGCCCAAGGGGGGUUACAAGUCUCCGUACGACCUUCCAGAUGACAUUUCUCGACCGCGAAAGCCACCCGUCACUCAUCGGCCUGUUCCUCCAGCCGUCACCAGCAUGCCUCCGCCUCCUCUACCGGCUGCUCCUGGUACGUUAAUGCCAACACCAACCACGUUCCAGUCAACAGCCGCCCCGCCUGCAGUCACAGCUCCUCCCCCAGCCCCAAAGAAUUUCUAUGAGGAGCUACCAUCGGCACCACCGAGAUCUCGGCCUGCGAGCUCUGGGAGGUGGCGCCAAGCACUGGUCCAUCUCUACCGCCGCCGCAGGCUCACUAUGCCCCUUCUGCACCAGCGGUCCCACAACCUGUGCCAAUCGUCGCCCCAAACCAUGUUUCAUUGCAACCUCCUGAACACCUGGACCCUUAUGCCAGCUUGGCUUCGAGUGCUCCUGCCGGCCCACCUGCUACUUCGCGGUAUUCGCCCCAGCCGCCUGGCCUGCAAGCCCCAGCGAAACCCCCCUCGCUCCCGCGAUACUCCCCUGCCCCCCCCUCCCACUUCUUCACCUCGUGCCCGUUAUGCCUCUCUGCCAUUGAAUGUUCCUGGCCAUGGUUUGCCCUUCCAGCCACGAACUUCAAGUCCUCUCGCACACCAUGAAAAGGUAUCAUACGUCCCCAACCCAUCACAGAAGCCCCCAUCCUUAGAGCCCGCGAUCAAUCUUUCGCCGCCACGGCCCCAAAGUUCUGGAUUUGGGAAUGCGCCUCCCAGUGUUCCCCAAUACAUGAAUGGACCUGCGGGGGGAAUUCGAAGGGAAAGUACUGGCUCGCCUGUUCAGGCAUCUCCCCCUCAAAGUCGCUAUGCCCCUCAGGAGUACAUUGAUGAAUUCGCCCAACGCAUAGCUCCCCCGUCCAACUAUGCAUCUGCCCCACCGGCUAUGGCCACGCAGACCUCUCCGCCACCCAGUGACAUCCAGCCCGGCCCUCUUCAUAGGUCCCAAACACAAUCACCAAGUCGGGCUAUGUUAAGCCCGCGGUCUUCAGUGCAAAACAUUGAUACCGUUCAACGCCCCGCCUCCGUGCAUGGAUCUGGCUCACCGACUAAGACAGUGAAUCCAUAUGCUCCCGUGCAAGCACCUUCGCAGACCCGUGUGGUGACUCAACACCUCGAAUUUAUUGCUCCUAUAGACGGACAAGAACAGGAUCCUUUGGAGCGAUGGAAGGGUGCUCCACUGUUCAAAUUCGGCUUCGGUGGAUCCAUGUUGUCUAGUUUCCCGAAGCACAUUCCCCGUUACUCUGCUGGUCAGGUGGCACCCAUGAUCAAACCCAGCCCAGGAGAAAUUAAGACCUCUCAGCUGAGCGAAUAUCUUCCCUCUGCUGAUAGCCUUGUUCAGCACCCUGGUCCUCUGAAGACGAAGUCCAAGAAGAAGGAUUUGGUUGCUUGGCUUUCUAGCAAAAUUGCGGCCUUUGAAAACCUUGGUGUUCCGGCUUUUGAUCAGGUCCAUUCUGAUGCACACAAGCGUCAUGAGGAAAGGAUCUUACUCUGGAAGGUUGUCAAGCUUUUAGUGGAGAACGAUGGUGAUCUGGAAGGCUCCGCGGAGGUUCAAAAGUCCCUUCGUCAUGCUAUCUUCCCCCACUUGACAGCCCCUCAAGCAGAUGGGUCGUAUGGCAAUGGUUUCGCAGCUUCGGCUGGAUUUUCACCCAUGGAAAUUGCUUCGCAGCCCGAUGCCGUAGACCCCCAAUGCUUGGAGGAGCUUCGCUCUAGCUUAAUCGCUGGUGACCGGGAAAAGGCCGUCUGGGGCGCAGUUGAUCGCCGUCUAUGGGGCCAUGCGAUGAUCAUUGCAUCCACCAUGGACAAGUCGAUCUGGAAACAGGUCACACAGGAGUUUGUUCGACGUGAGGUUAGAUCAAAAGCUGGAAACACUGAAUCACUGGCAGCUCUGUACGAGAUAUUCGCUGGCAACAUCGAAGAAAGCAUUGACGAGCUUGUACCUCCGUCCGCUAGGGCAGGCCUGCAGUUAAUCAACAAAGCGGAUGGCCAUGGCUCUACCAAGAAUGUGUUGGAUGGUUUGGAUAAGUGGAAGGACACUCUGGGAUUGGUGCUGAGCAACCGGAGCUCCGAAGACCACCAAGCUCUUCUUGCCCUCGGUCGUUUGCUUACAUCCUAUGGACGCACAGAAGCUGCUCACGUCUGCUUCAUCUUCUCGCGAGCGGCGGUAUUCGGUGGACCAGAUGAUCCCCAAGCAAACAUUGUUCUGCUUGGCGCUGAUCACCAACGUUGCGCUUCGUCCCUAAUGGAUGAAGAUGCCAUCUUGCUGACUGAAGCGUACGAGUAUGCUACCUCCGUUCUGGGAAACUCCCCCUUGGGUAAUAUGCCACAUCUAUUAGCAUUCAAGACACUGAAUGCAAGAUGUCUCAUUGACCGAGGCUGUAACUCUGAGGCCCAGAGCUACUGUGAUGCGGUCGCAGCAGCGUUAAAGGCAUCCACAAGACCCUCACCUUACCAUCAUAACUAUCUUUAUGCGGAGGUGGAAGAGCUCUCUAUGCGUCUUCGUCAAACUACGAGCGACAAUGGCUCCUGGAUCUCUAGACCCAGCAUGGAAAAGGUGUCUGGGUCUAUGUGGGCACGCUUCAAUAGCUUUGUUGCUGGUGAAGAGAGUGAUGCUGCCUCCAAUGGAUCUGGGAAGGCCGGCGAAGCAACGGAUUUCGGGCCAUUUGCCAACGUGGCGGGAACACCGACCAUCAGUCGUUCUCCAUCUGUAUCUGAUAUCUAUGGCUCCUACCCUGGCGCUGGCGCUCAGCCAAUUCCCACAAGUGGUGGCUCGAAGUAUCACCCGUCUAGUCAGAGUCAAUACGCCCCCCACGCAUCGCCGGAGCAGUUCAAGGGCCGGUCUUCGAUGGAUUCUCAGCGAUCCAAUCCAUAUUUCCCUCCUGCCGGACGUCGAACCUCACAGGAAUUUUCGCCAUCGCUCGAUUCGCAAAUCUCUCAAGGCCCUAUAUAUGGAUCCCCAAACACAUCUGGGUAUCAGCCAACACCACCUCAGUCGUCUUACGUUCCUCUUGCUCCGGUGGAGGAAGCCUUGUCUCCUGCCGAAGCUAACCCAACCACUCAACCCGUGGUCAAUGGGCUGUUCUAUCAGCCUCCAGGUCAACUCGGUGGUUCGGCCAGUGAAUCCCCUUACUACCAAGGGCCUCCUGGUAUGCCAGAUUCAGAGUCACCUUACGCACCUCCCGUUGCAACCUCAUCCUAUGAGCCGCUCGGCGGUCCUAUGGACAUGAGCUCUGCCCAAGAGACGGAGGACCAGAUAGCUCAUGAGGAACAGCCAAAGAAAAAGGCCUUCAUGGACGAUGACGAUGACGACGAUCUUGCUGCCCGGGCAGCAGCUAUGCAGAAGGCAGAGAAUGAUCGCAAGGCAAACGAAGCUUUCAAGAAGGCAGCGGAGGAAGACGCUAAACGCGAUGCUUCCCAGCAGUCCGGCAAGAAGGGCUGGUUCGGCGGUUGGUUCGGUGGCAAGAAGGAUGAAGCUCCAACCGGUGGCGGUCCCAUCAGGGCCAAACUCGGCGAGGAGAGCUCCUUCUACUACGACCAGGACCUGAAGAAAUGGGUCAAUAAAAAAGACCCUAAUAGCGCCGCUCCAGUCCGUGCUACACCCCCUCCUCCGCGAGGCUCGGCCCCUCCCAGUCGGACCGCGAGUUCAAGUAGUAUGCCGCCAAACGGUGCUCCCCCGAUGGCUGCUGGCAGCAGACCCCCCUCUUCUUCGAGUGCUGCUCCGCCUUCAUUCUCUUCAAGCCCGGGUAUUUCUGGACUUGCACCCCCUCCUCUGCCUCGCUCUGUCUCUACCGGAGCGGCUAUGCCAACGCCGCCUGGUAGUUCCAGUGGGCCACCUCCCCGACCUUCAUCUUCCUUAACUCAUGCCAGUUCGAUCGAUGAUUUGCUCGGUGCUCCCACGGCACGCAAGGGUAACACGGUCCGCGGCAAGAAGAAGGGUCGCUAUGUCGAUGUGAUGGCCCAAUAA